UAACAAUUUAAUGAUUCUAUCCCAAGAAAUUGCGGCUUGGUCUGGCUUAUAGUAAUGAGCAGAAAUUUUAUUGGCCACUUGAAUAUCGCCCUCGAGGAGGAGAUACGAAAGCUUUGCGCAUGAACCUCCUACCAUACCGAACGAUUCAUUCAUAAAAAAAAUCCAUCCCACAAAUAUUCGCUCGCAUGCAUUCACUACUUUUCACUAUACACAACACGACAUGUAGUAGAAGAACAGAAUCCAAAAUAUACCAAAUAAUAACAGUAUAGUUGAUCAUAGUGAAAGGAAACAUGAUACUAUGAAUAAAAUAGUGGACAAGGUUAAGAAUGCUUCGCACUCAAAUAAGGUGUAAAGUGUAAGUGUACAUUUAGAUAACAAUAAACCAUGGGAAAGAGUGAAAUCGAUAGAUUACAACCUAGCCAGUUGAGUGCACACAUUGGAGAUGGCAACAUGGAUAACCAGCCGAGUCUCUACACCAGCAACAACAAUGAGAGCAAGAAAGCUGCUGAGGAUGUUGAUGAGGAGGCAGAGCCAGUGGAGUUGGAGAACCAGGUGGCUGGACACACAAAUGAUGGACACAAUCUAGGCAUGUUGAAGUACAAAGGAGCGGUCUUGAAGCCGAUCACCAAGGUGGUGAACGGUGAACGCGAGUCGUGUUUCUACAACGAUCUGGACGCCUCGUACAGCGCCAGUCUGAAGCAGCUCAAGCAGUUCGUGCCUCAGUAUUUCGGGAAGGAGGUCGUCCCGAUCGGGGAUAAGUUGGUGGAGUGUCUUGUGCUGGAAGAUUUGACUAAGGGGUUAAAGGAGCCCUGCAUUAUGGACAUCAAGAUAGGAAGAAGGACGUGGGAUCCGCGCGCCAAUCUGGAUAAGAUCAAAAAGGAAGAUGAGAAGUACAAGGAGACGAAGCGAGAUCUGGGCUUCUGCGUGCCGGGAUUUCAAGUAUACAAAAUAACGAACGGCAAGCUGAAGAAGUACGGAAAGGAGUAUGGAAAGAAGCUGAACAAGGAAUCUAUAAUUGAAGCUUUCAAGGUGUUCCUCAAUGGUGACAUCGCUUGGAGUAGGUGUCUCUUGGUGCAGCUGCUGGUCAACUUGUGGCGAAUACAGAAUUGGGCUAAGAAGCAAACUGCGGUGCGGUUGUACUCCUCUUCGAUCCUCUUAAUCUACGACGCGCGACGCCUGAAGCAGAACCUUGAGAUCAACGGAUGUUUGAGACAAACCAAGCCGAAGCCUCCAGUGCUGAAGCGAUCUGCAAGUUUGUAUAGACCUUUAAGUAUUGCCAUCCUGCACGACAAAGAAUCCGUUCGUACUGGGUUCAGCGGACAACUCAACGCGGAUGGUCCAAUUUUCACCAACAGCAAACCAUCAUCACCUAGGAUCAUCAAUUGCGCUCCGAGCAUCACCAGGAAGGAAGUGCCUACGCUGAAACGCAUGCACUCGUUUCACAAUAACUACGACAAAGAUUUGCAGACGAUACGCGAUAACUACGUUUACAUGUUGGAUGAUCUGGUGAGCGAGCAGAAGACGGAACUGUGGGCCACAGCAAAGAUGAUCGACUUCGCGCACGCCUAUCCAGCCGAGUCCAACACCAUUGACUACAACUAUUUGGAUGGCAUCGAGAAUCUCGUGAAGAUUUUCGAAGGAUUCUUGUCAGAAUGUGAUAAUAGAAACUAACUUAUAAGACUGUAUAUUACUUGUAUAGAACGACAAUUGCCAAUUUAAACAAAACAGAAAACUACAUAUUUUUAUAUAUAUAAAUUAAUAAAGAUUUUAACCACAAACUCGCAU
Nicrophorus vespilloides is the source of this 1785-nucleotide messenger RNA. RefSeq names its product inositol polyphosphate multikinase (gene Ipk2). NCBI's taxonomy places the organism in Eukaryota, Metazoa, Arthropoda, Insecta, Coleoptera, Silphidae. Gene Ontology annotation, biological process: inositol phosphate biosynthetic process. Bases 385 to 1671 code for a protein of 428 amino acids. Gene Ontology annotation, molecular function: inositol-1,4,5-trisphosphate 3-kinase activity; inositol tetrakisphosphate kinase activity. The record is from RefSeq and is a predicted model, not a curated record. The transcript is spliced from 5 exons. Gene Ontology annotation, cellular component: nucleus; cytoplasm.